GGUUUUGGUUUUGUAGUAUUUCAUAAUGUUAUUUUAAGUAAUGUCACAACAUUUUUAUAAUUGCAUGGUUUAGUAAUAUAUUAAAGUGAUAUUUAAGUUGAAAAGGGCAGAAUUGGCAAAUAAAUAGAAUUACACUGAAGUUGAUAUUAGAGGAUUCUAACUGAACCUGUUUUCCUUCCCCCCUCCCCCCAACUUUUCUUAUAUACAGAGACCUAAAGGACAGGGAAAUAAAGUUUCAGUACAAAACGGUUCGAUUCAUCAAAAGGAUGCAGUAAAUGAUGAUGAUUUUGAGCCAUAUCUAAGUAGUCAGACAAAUCAGAGCAACAGCUAUCCACCAAUGUCAGACCCAUAUAUGCCUAGCUAUUAUGCUCCAUCCAUUGGAUUUCCAUACUCUUUAGGUGAAGCAGCAUGGUCAACUGCAGGUGACCCUCCAAUGCCAUAUUUGACAACUUAUGGACAGAUGAGCAAUGGUGAACACCAUUACAUACCUGAUGGUGUAUUUAGUCAACCCGGGGCAUUAGGAAAUACCCCUCCAUUUCUUGGGCAGCAUGGAUUUAAUUUUUUUCCUGGGAAUGCAGACUUCUCUACAUGGGGGACAAGUGGAUCUCAGGGACAAUCAACGCAAAGCUCUGCUUACAGCAGCAGCUAUGGCUAUCCACCUAGUUCUCUUGGGAGAGCCAUAGCAGAUGGACAGGCUGGAUUUGGCAGUGAUACUCUGAGCAAGGUGCCUGGCAUUAGCAGCAUUGAGCAAGGCAUGACUGGACUGAAAAUUGGUGGAGAUAUGACAGCUGCUGUAACGAAAACUGUAGGUUCAGCUCUGAGCAGUACAGGUAUGACAAGCAUUGCAGCUAACAGCGUGCCCCCAGUUAGCAGUUCAGCACCUAAACCAACCUCAUGGGCUGCAAUCGCAAGGAAACCUGCUAAACCUCAGCCGAAGCUCAAGCCUAAAGGUAAUGUGGGCAUUGGGGGCCCUGCUGUACCGCCGCCACCUAUAAAACACAACAUGAAUAUUGGAACUUGGGAUGACAAAGGGUCAGUGGUAAAAGCACCCCCAGCUCAACCAGUACUGCCUCCUCAGACUAUAAUCCAGCAGCCUCAGCCAUUAAUUCAACCGCCUCCACUGGUGCAAAGCCAACUGCCUCAACAGCAGCCUCAGCCACAGCAACCACAACAGCAACAAGGACCUCAGCAGCAGGCCCAGCCUCACCAAUUGCAGCAGCAACAGCUGCAAAACCGCUGGGUAGCUCCUCGUAAUAGGGGUGUGGGCUUCAGCCAGAACAACGGAGCUGGUAGCGAGAACUUUGGUUUAGGUGUUGUAUCCGUCAGCUCCUCACCUUCUGGUGUGGAAGUGCACCCAGUGCUGGAGAAACUAAAGGCCAUAAACAACUACAAUCCCAAAGACUUCGAUUGGAAUCUGAAGAAUGGACGUGUGUUUAUAAUCAAAAGUUACUCAGAGGACGAUAUUCAUCGCUCCAUUAAGUACUCUAUCUGGUGUAGUACUGAGCAUGGUAACAAGCGCUUGGAUGCUGCUUACCGGUCCCUGAAUGGAAAAGGCCCACUCUAUUUACUCUUCAGUGUGAAUGGCAGUGGACACUUUUGUGGAGUGGCUGAGAUGAAGUCUGUUGUGGACUACAAUGCAUAUGCUGGUGUCUGGUCUCAGGAUAAGUGGAAGGGGAAGUUUGAUGUCAAAUGGAUCUUUGUCAAAGACGUUCCCAAUAACCAACUGCGACAUAUUCGUUUGGAAAACAAUGACAACAAACCGGUUACCAAUUCGAGGGACACUCAAGAGGUACCCCUAGAAAAAGCCAAGCAAGUGCUUAAAAUAAUUGCUACUUUCAAGCAUACCACCUCAAUCUUUGAUGACUUUGCACAUUAUGAGAAGCGUCAAGAGGAGGAGGAAGCCAUGCGUAGGGAGAGAAAUAGAAACAAACAAUAACUAUAUGGAGAUGUCCUGCUAGAAUACAACACUAAUGAUGUAGACUCUGGAAAUGCCUAAUAUGUCUAAGAAGACGUUAUUAAAGCUUUUUUCUGCUUAAGGUGACAUCUUUGAACACUUUAACACGAAAUUGACUCUUCUUGUAAUGGUUCUCAUCAGUGCAUCUGCCCUUAUACUCUCUCACCAAACACACUUGAGAACUGUACCUUCGUCAAGCACUUUCUGUCCUGAAGCUUUUACCAGUAUCUGCUGUCUUUUGUAUUUAUGCAUCCUAGCUAAGGCACAGGAGACCGAACGAAUGCAAGGAUUCAUUAACUCUUUGAAUUUGUUAAAUACUAACAUUUAACCAUUAGAAGUGGUUCAAUGAUGUGAGAUUCACAUUGCUUCAACUUAAUUUUUUCUUUGUUGUAGUUUUUUUAAUUGUCAGUUUUUAGCUAUUCAACAGAUUAAAAGCAAAUCAUGCCAUAUUUAGUCCUGGAGUAAAACUCAAGUCUAAAUGUUCAUGUGAAAAUUAUUGUAGUAAUCUUUUAAUAUGGCAAAGCAACUUUAAGCUGCAGUUUAGCCAAAUGAAUCGUAACAUGAAAUUAUAAUAGAAUGACAUUUCCCUUGUUUCAAACUGUUUGGUGUAAGAGAAUAUUAAUAUGCAGCUUGGUGGACACCACCAGUUAAUGCACAUUUCUUUAUUUUUUUUUUUCUGUAACAUGUAUACUGAAAAAAGUGCAUUUGUCUGAGGAACUGUUUGUUUGCUACCACUCAAUGAAUCUCAGUUUUGAGUAAAUGUACCUCAGUCUAAAUCAGACUUUUUAUGACCUUUAUAACUACAUUUAAAAUAAUCUUUAAUUCCUAUUUCUGGGUGUUUGCAAGCCUGACAGAUUGCUAUCAUGAAAGUGAAAAUUUACUCCUCUAGGUGAUUCACUAGCUAAAUAAACAUAAUUCUUGUUUAGCAAGCAUAUACUCUGUUUCUCAAAUUUUUUUGUUUCAUUGUGCCAACGUCGAGGUGUUUUUCCCCCAUUUGAAAAUAUUUUGAGAAAAUUACUUUGGUCCAUGGAGUUGACAUAUUCAUAACCAUGUUAAGAUGAUUUUUGUUAGAACCAUGCAACAGGAAUUUUAGAAUACAUAUUAAACGGGCCACUUCUAUACUAGUUUUUAACCUCUUAAGAGUAUAACUUUUGUUUCAGUUCAUAUAACAACACAUUGUAUCUGCUGGAAGAGGAUAUUGAAAAACUGUUAAGCGGGUGUAUUGACUGUACAAAUUACUGAACAACCUGUACCAAACUCCAGGGAUAGCUUUCCCUUUUUAGAACAGCGAUGUAGAAGUCAGAUAUCUUAUAGCUUAAAAUAGCGGUAGCACAUAUUAUUUGAGUAUGUUUCAUGUCUUACUGUCCAACACAGAUAUUUAUAUUGUACUUCAAGUCCUUCAUUUACAGAUUUUGGCAGUCGGAUUUCUGGAGCUUAAGUAGCAAAGGUUUGUUUUCAAUAUAGAUGAUUUUGUUUUCUCAAUCCCUUUGCUCUCUUAAUACCAUGCAAACACAAGAAGAUCAGUGCACGCUUCUUGCUUGUUAUUUUAAGUAUUGUUGGAGACUGCAGACCAGCAGAUAUGCAUCUCAGUUUUUACUGCCAGUUACCUGGAAGCUCAAAAGGGAAGCUACUCCUGUAUUUUGGAGUAAAGAAGCAACGUCACUUAAAUGUUAGAUGUGUCAUAAAUAGCAAGUGGGAUAAGCAUAGUGCAGAUUGUAAGAGGAGACUAGGAGACAAAGGUUUCAAGCCCAAUCCCUAUGAAAUUUGGCUUCAGCCCAAAAAUUACUGCCUCCAUGCAUAUCUGUUUCUUGCUAACAGGUUUUAUAGCUAUUUGUUUCCCUCUGUGGGCUGAUUUAUUCCAACCGUCAUUGAUCAGCUGAAGUGGCAAAGGUCAAUAUUGUGAGUCCAAAGAAAGAAUGUAGUUCGUCUGUGAUCCUUCAAGGUAUCAGCAUGUUUCUGCUUCUUUGUUACAAAAUAUCUUAUGAAAAGUCCCACAAGUUUCCAGUUACCAGAAAGCUAAUGUUGGAGUCAAGCAUUCAGGAACUGAUUGCAUGUGCAACCCUAGUUUGCUUUCACUGCAGUAUUCAUAUUUUUGCAGGCUUUUUUAGUAUUUCCUGCCUUACCCCAUGCCUUUUUAUUCUAAUAGCAUGAGCAUUGCUAUUAUAUUGAAUCAGGUUUAGUGUCAAGUGGGUUUAUCACUCUGUAGCAGGCUUUGAAAGCUGGGAAGAUGAGACAGGAUAGUGAGAGAAGGUGGUGAUCACAUUUAGAGAGCCGUGACAGUUCUUACACUCUUCCAGGAUUGUUAGCAAAUCUACAAAUAGAAGAGUUUGAUUGCUGAUGGUGUUAGUCAUGUUGCGACCGAUUUGCUGACUGCUGAGAGUUUAGUAUGUGCAGCUGAAAUUAAAAGAAAUUUUAUGUGCAUAUAAAGUACUGUAAAAAUAGUAUAUAACAUUGUAAAAUCAGCUGUGGAGUGCUGUAUUAGUUAAUGGACAUGUGAAGCUUCUAGCCUUCAGCUUCCUUAUGCACAAGUUCUUUUCCUCCAGAAAGAAAAGGUAUGGUGCUUAUUAUCUCAAAUAAAUGUAGAAAUGCCUUUUUUUGGUCUGAUUUUUCAAUAUGGUGAGGGUGUUACAAUGGUUGCUUUCUAACUUGCUAGUGGAGGAAUCAGUGGAACCCCUUUGGUGUUCCUGAUGCCUCCUCCUUUGUGCCAGCCUUUGUUUUCCUGUGAUCCAAACAGUGAGCCAGUUCAAGCCAUUUCUGCUGCUUUAAUGCUUGGCCAGUUCUCUGUGAUGUUUAGAAGGGAGAUGGUGGGAGGGUAAGAAAGAGAUGUGUUCUUUCAGAAGCAGGUCCCCACUGUUGAAUAGGCUUACCUGCACUACAGCUACACACCUGGUGGUGGUGAGCCAGAGAUGCAGCAGAAUACUUAAAAGAGGGAAAGGCUUCCCAGGGGAGAAAAACCAAAACCUGUUUCCAGUGUAAGAUUUUGGUAGUGUAUGAGGGAGAUACGAUGUUGUCACACAUUUAGUGAUACAAGGAGAAGGGAGGAAAUGCUGAGUAUUCUCCAUUUUGAUUGCUUCAUCCAGGCUGACAAGGCCUAAGAAUUGUCACCGAAAGUUGCUGUGGAAAAGCUUGCCCUAACAACACAAAUGGGACAAACUAAGAUUGUAAGAAUUUUGCUCACCUUUGAGCUUCUUUGACUUUGUAACAUCAGCAUCUUUCACAUAGUUUUUUUGAUAUUUGACAUUUGACAGGAAUCAUUUGUCAGUUGAAUGUGCACAUUGCUUUAUUUUGAGGAACUUGGAUUGAGAACAAAUUGAUAGUCACAGCUAGACAAAAUUUCACUUCUUUAGAUAUUUUGUUAUUCUGUUCUUAAUUUAUCAAGUACUUACUUCUCUGCAUUAUUUUUCUCAGUUUUUUUCUUUUUUGACAACUCUGACAGUUUCAGUGUUCACUGUCUGCAAAAUUUAGUUGCAAAAGCCCCUUGCCAAAAUUAUUCUUAUUCCAGACAAAACUAUGGCACUAAACAAAAGAUAAUUUUGAGGUGAAAUACAAAUAGUGUAAUAUUAGGAGGAAGCAUCUUAAAUAUUUUUCAAUGUUUCACCCAAGCUCUGUUUUGAAGUUGCUUUCUAUUUCAUAGGAGAAUUCGCACACUCAAAUUGUAUCCACAGGAUGGGGUCACAUUGGAAGGGGUUCACAGUGGGGUCAUCUGGUCCAACCUUCCUGCACAAGCAGGGUCAUCCUAGAAAAUUCCUAACAAAAUCAGUGCAUUUUUCCUAGUUGAGCCCGAGUUGAAACAACAGUGUUUUGAAUUCUGUAAGUAGCACUUACCUUAAUUUUUCAAAAUUACCGGUGACUCACCAGAAAGAUUUUUACAUACUUCAUCUGAUUCUAGUGCAGUAAAAAUCCAGUGGAGAUGGUGUAUGAAUUUUCUCCAGCACUGUUUUUUAAAUCAAUAAUUCCAGGCAUUCAGAUGCAAACCACCCUUUAGGAAUGGCUUUCCAAAGCCAUUUGUACUAAUUUUUCCUAGUUAGUUAGGGAAAUUCACAAAGAUUUUCAGUGUCUUGUUUAUUCUUUUGUUGAGUAAAGAUCCAUGUAAUUUAAUGACAAAUUAAAAGAGAUUAAGAGAGUGGUUCUUUUCCAUCUAGGUGUAGCAAACUUGGUUUCAGUUUUGUGGGGUUUUUUGUUUUGUUUGUACAAUUACAGUGUGGGGACUUAGACAAGAAUUCUUUAACAUUAGAGUUGACCAUUGAAUCUUAUUAAAUAUGUUUGAAAGUUUCCACAGAAGCAACCCUGGCACAUCCUUAGUUGUUCUAUUUUCUGCCUGACACAUUCAGUGUAGUUCAGCGUGGGAGAGGGAAGAAUUUCUCUAUGGGUCACAGGAAUUCUAAGUAAAUUAGUUUGGUCUCAUAUGCAAAUACUACUGUACAGCUGGCAGGCUUUCCUCCAAGCAUCUGUUCUAUACUAUACUGUUUGUUCUACUUUACAUAUUUUAAUAAAGGGCAUUUUAAUAUUAUGAAUACGAACCUUUCCAUUCACAAAUUUAAAUUUGUAUCUAGUCCAGGCUUUCAGUGGUAUUUCUCUUCUCAUAAUAAUCAUGAAGCAUUCUUAUUAAUUAUACUGUCGGUGUCCAGGGUUCUCUAAGCAA
Messenger RNA from Ficedula albicollis (Collared flycatcher), 6596 nucleotides. RefSeq names its product YTH N6-methyladenosine RNA binding protein 3 (gene YTHDF3). The coding region runs from base 338 to 1936 and encodes 532 amino acids. The transcript is spliced from 4 exons. NCBI's taxonomy places the organism in Eukaryota, Metazoa, Chordata, Aves, Passeriformes, Muscicapidae. Gene Ontology annotation, biological process: mRNA destabilization. Gene Ontology annotation, cellular component: cytoplasm. The record is from RefSeq and is a predicted model, not a curated record. Gene Ontology annotation, molecular function: mRNA binding; N6-methyladenosine-containing RNA reader activity.